CUUGAGAAGUCAAUGGUUGCGGAUAAUGAUUCAGGUGAGAGCGUGGCAAGUGGAGUGCACACUAGUUCUGGAAGGUUUCUUUCCAAAAGACAGAAGAUGAGUUUUGCAGAGAGAUAGAGGCUUCUCGCCAGGCUGCAUCACCGCCAUCUAAUUGCUUUGAAAGGCUUUUGUGUUAAGAAAAACGAGAGGGUUCACAUGAUGGCGGAGUCGCAGGCCAAGAGUCCCGGAGGAGGCGAGAGCCCGAGGUCGUCGUCGUCGUCGCACGUGCGCGAGCAAGACAGGUUUCUCCCGAUUGCGAACGUAAGCCGUAUAAUGAAAAGAGGGCUCCCUGCUAAUGGUAAGAUCGCUAAAGACGCCAAGGAGAUUCUCCAGGAGUGUGUCUCCGAGUUCAUCAGCUUCGUCACCAGCGAAGCGAGUGAUAAGUGCCAAAGAGAGAAACGGAAGACCAUCAAUGGAGAUGAUUUGCUUUGGGCUAUGGCCACUUUAGGAUUUGAAGAAUACAUCGAACCUCUCAAGUUGUACCUUACUAGAUACAGAGAGACGGAGGGUGACUCAAAGGGAUCAGCAAGAGGCGGCGAUGCGAAUGCAAAGAGAGAUGGCCAAUCAAGCCAAAACGGCCAGUUCUCGCAGCUUGCUCACCAAGGCUCUUACCCACAAGGUCCUUAUGGAAACUCUCAAGCUCAGCAUAUGAUGGUUCCAAUGCCGGGCACAGACUAAGACUAAGGAUGAGGGUAACUGUUACAACAAUCAUCUAAAUUAUUAUGUUUUCUUUUUCCUUUUGAUUUGUUCUUAAGAAGUCAAGAGAUUCGUUUUUGUAUUUGGUUUAUUGGUUUUGUGGAUUAUAAUAUCAUGCAAGCCUAAUAUUGAUGCAACUUAUUAGAGUUUCUGUUUGACGCC
Messenger RNA from Brassica oleracea var. oleracea, 897 nucleotides. Its product is annotated as nuclear transcription factor Y subunit B-8-like. Gene Ontology annotation, molecular function: RNA polymerase II cis-regulatory region sequence-specific DNA binding; protein heterodimerization activity; DNA-binding transcription activator activity, RNA polymerase II-specific. The record is from RefSeq and is a predicted model, not a curated record. Bases 196 to 717 code for a protein of 173 amino acids. Gene Ontology annotation, cellular component: CCAAT-binding factor complex; nucleus. The transcript has 8 exons. Gene Ontology annotation, biological process: regulation of transcription by RNA polymerase II. Lineage: Eukaryota; Viridiplantae; Streptophyta; Magnoliopsida; Brassicales; Brassicaceae.